Rubroshorea leprosula is the source of this 2668-nucleotide messenger RNA. The record is from the annotation of a GenBank genome assembly. Lineage: Eukaryota; Viridiplantae; Streptophyta; Magnoliopsida; Malvales; Dipterocarpaceae.
GCGAGAUAAACAAGGCAAACGACAAAUGCACACCAACGAUGCAUUAUAGCUCUCUAACUCUCAGUCCAGCUCCUCCAGUUCCAGUUACCCCGCUCAAGUGGGAUCCUCUGCCGCCAAAUCCCUUUAUUGGUGUUUGUUAUGGAACGCUUGGUUCAAACCUACCAUCACCGAUAGAUGUUGUAGCUUUCUACAAGCAGAACAACAUUGGAAAAAUUAGACUCUACAAUCCUGACCAUGAUGUUUUACAAGCACUUAGAGGAUCCAACAUUGAGGUCAUGCUUGGUGUUCCGAACGAUGAUAUUGAUUACAUAGCUGCCAGUCAAGACCAUGCAGAUGCAUGGGUCCAGAACAAUGUCACAAAAUAUGGUGAUGUCAAGUUUAUGUACAUUUCUGUUGGGAGGGGACUGAAUCCUGGUUAUUUGUCAAUGAUAUCACUACUCCCUGCAAUGCAGAACAUUCAUAAUGCAGUUUCAGUUACUGGCCUUGAGAUCAAGGUAUCCACGUCAAUUAACACAAGCAUGCUGGAAACAUCGGUGCUAGAAACCGCUCCAUCAAAGGCCUCUUUCAGAGAAGAUUGCAGGAUGGUUCUUGAUCCUGUCAUCAGUUUCUUAAAGAAAAUCUCAGCCCCAUUGCUCGUUGACGUGUAUCCAUAUUCCGCUUAUCUUUCCAGACCCUAUCCUUAUUUUAUUCUGGAAUAUGCAGUUUUUGUACGUCCACUUUACCCUAGUCCCUUGUUUAAUGAUUCUUCUUUGAUAUACCAUUCCAUUUUUGAUUGGAUGGUAGACUCUGUUUCUACUGCGAUUGAAAAGUCUGGUGGGGGUUCUUUGGAGAUUGUGGUAUCAGAAAGUGGUUGGCCCUCAGCCGGCGUUCCAGAACAAACCAUUGAGACUGCCGAGACUUACAUCUUCAACCUAAUAAAUCAUGUGAAGGUAGGGACUCCAAAGAACCCCGGAAAACCCAUUGAAACUUACAUUUUCUCCAUGUUUGAUGAGAGUAAUAAACAUCCAGAAGUCGAGAAACAUUGGGGGCUCUUUCUUCCAAACAAGCAGCCUAAAUAUGACUCAUUUAGGACACCAUUAUUCCAGCCAAGUUCUGCUGCUGCAAACCCACCAAUCUUUGGGUCUGCUCCACAUGGACUCCGUGAUCCCUUUCCUUCAAGAGGAAGAUGGAACCGGGGAAAAUUACCAGUGGGAAUUACUAUUGCAGCAUGUGCUCUGUUGUUUGGUUUAGGGACGCCAUCUAAUGAUGAAAGCAAAUUAUCCUGCGAGAUAAACAAGGCAAACGACAAAUGCACACCAACGAUGCGUAAUAGUUCUCUAACUCUCAGUCCAGCUCCUCCAGUUCCAGUUACCCCGCUCGAGUGGGAUCCCUCUCCUUCAAGAGGAAGAUGGAACCGGAAAGAAUUACGAGUGGGAAUUACUAUUGCAGCAUGUGCUCUGUUGUUUGGUUUAGGUUUCAUCAUUCUGUUCCUUUUUUGGAGGAAGCGGAGAGAAAAUGAAGUAGAUGUUCUUGCCUUUGAUGUGUCCUUUAGUGAUGAAUUCAGGAAUGGCAUGGGACCUAGAGAGUUCUCCUACGAUGAAUUGGCUAUAGCAACAAAGAAUUUUGCAAAUGAGGAGAAGAUUGGCGAGGGAGGGUGUGGAGUAGUUUAUAAAGGGUUCAUGAGGGAUUCAAAUACUUAUGUUGCUGUUAAAAGGGUUUCAAAGAGGUCCAAACAAGGGAUCAAGGAGUUUGCAUCAGAAGUGAAGAUUAUUAGCCAAUUAAGGCAUAAGAAUUUGGUGAAGCUCAUCGGAUGGUGCCAUGAAAAGGAACUCUUACUUGCUUACGAGUUCAUGCUUGGUGGCAGCCUAGAUUUCCAUCUUUUCAAAGGAAGAAGCUUGUUACCGUGGGACAUUAGAUACAAAAUCGUGCAGGGUUUAGCGUCAGCAUUGCUUUACCUACAUGAAGAAGGAGAUUUUUGUGUGCUACAUAGGGACAUAAAAGCAAGUAACAUUAUGUUAGAUUCAGUUUUUAAUACCAAGCUUGGGGAUUUUGGUUUAGCUAGGUUAGUUGACCAUGAAAAGGGGUCACGAACAACUUUAUUGGCUGGAACCAUGGGCUACAUAGCUCCUGAGUGUUACAGAACAGGCAUGGCAACCAAGGAGUCUGAUGUCUAUAGUUUUGGAAUUGUGGCACUUGAAAUUGCAUGUGGCAGAAGGUCAAUAGAGUACAAGCAUGACGAGCAUCUGUCUUCAUUGGUGGCUUGGGUUUGGGAAGCAUAUGGGAAUCAAAUGCUUCUUGAUGUAGCUGACAAGAAACUCUCUGCUGAAUUUAACGUGAAAGAGAUGGAAUGUUUGCUACUUGCUGGGUUAUGGUGCGCUCAUCCUUCUCAUGGUAUGAGACUGUCAAUUAGGCAAGCAAUCCAGGUACUUAAUUUUGAGGCAGCACUUCCAAAUCUACCAAGUAAGAUGCCUAUUUCCAAUUAUGAUGAUAUCCCUAAUACUUCCACCAUCAAAACAAGUCAACCCAAUUCACUUAGCAUUACUCUCCCUCGCUAAUUUUGGUGUCAAAGGUGCUAAUAGUUAAUUUUGAUAAUAUAUAAACACGUGUGUUUCUUUAAGAUUAAUGGAUUCUUGUUAUGCCCGUUUGAAUUUGCUUAUGGCAUUUUAUGCCGCUAAAUUGUUCAUUUUAU